AUGACAACCAAGGUUAAAAAGAAAAGUGCUAAGAAAGAAGAAGAUUUUAGUUCAUCUAAAGAAGAUAAAGAAUGCAUUUUAGAUGAUAAUUCUGACAUGGAGUGUGACAUUGGGGGAACAUGGUUUCAAGCUAUGCAAUACUGUAAACUACACAAUAUGGACUUGGUUAGUGUCGAGACUGAAGCAGAAAAUGAUUUUCUUUAUGAGACGAUGAAGUUAUUAUGUAAGGAUUUUGGAGGCGAUGACGAAUAUCGAUUUUGGUCAUCAGGAACCACCUUCUCUUACGACAAAUGGGCAUGGAUGGGAACAGGUCAACCAAUCAAAUACUUCAGUUGGAUGCCAAAACAGCCCGACAAUAUCAAGAAUGACAAAUGUCUUGAAAUUAGAUGUUUUUCAUUUCUAGUUGGAGGCGAUGAUGAAUAUCGAUUUUGGUCAUCAGGAUCCACCUUCGCGGACGACAAAUGGGUAUGGAUGGGAACAGGUUUACCAAUAAAAUACUUUAAGUGGAUGCCAAAACAGCCCGACAAUGCCAGGGACAAUGAAAAGUGUCUUGAAAUUAGAUAUAAUCCACACGAUGGCAUCCUAUGGAAUGACGAAUAUCAAAAUAAGGACUUACACGUUGUUUGUGAAUCUAAAAUUUCAUAA
Diabrotica balteata is the source of this 645-nucleotide messenger RNA. The record is from the annotation of a GenBank genome assembly. Lineage: Eukaryota; Metazoa; Arthropoda; Insecta; Coleoptera; Chrysomelidae.